AUGCGCUCCUGUCUUCCGGAGCAAACUGCCCCAACAGACGCCGGGAGCAGUUGGAGGACGGCGGUCCACGUGCCCGAGAGCCCCGCCCCAGUGGGCGUGCGCAGGCGUGAAGGCGCGGGGCGCGCGGGCAUCUGUUCCAGAAGGUCUCUGCAGGAGAGGAGAGAAGUGAAGGGUUGGGCACGCUGCGGAACUUCUCAGGCGACGCUCCUCGCCGGGAACCUUCGUGACGGUCUCUUCUUAAAACCAGCUCUUCCCACGACGCCUUUGGUGGCUAAUGGUGGCCGUGGACCCAGUGCCCCUGGGGCUUGCAACCUCACUGUCCAAGUCAGGUCACAAGGGAGUCCAGUGGAGGCCCCCCAGACUCAGACCUUUAUCGUUACUCAAGGCCCCCUCACCUGGAGUACUCCAGGGGCCCUCAGCGGGAGUGCUGCAUGUCCUGCACCCGUAUUCUUAGCAACCCCUGUGAUGGAGACCAUUGUGACUGCUCCAGCUGUUGGAGUUACUCAGGCUGGCAAGGGAGGCUGGACCCCAGGCUUUCCUCCUCAAGCUCCACCACUAGCUGCCCAGCUGGCCCCUAUCAUUUGCCCAGUGAACUAUGGGCCUUGGCCACAUGGCACUUCCAGGCAGGGCAGCCUGGCCACCAACCAGUCCUACGCCUCGCACGGUGACUGCUCUAACCCCCAGAGCGUGUACAGUAACUUCCGACGUUGGCAGCGCCUCAAACCACUGGCCUGGAGACACCUUCCCCAGAGUCCUGAUGCAGAAGCUCUGUCCUGCUUUCUCAUCCCAGUGCUUUGAUCCCUGGCCCGCUUGAAGCCCACCAUGACGCUGGAGGAGGCACUGUGCAGGGCCAUGCAGGAAUGGCAGUGCAGAAGCAACUUUGACCGGAUGAUCUACUACGAGAUGGCGGAAAAGUUCAUGGAAUUUGAGGCCAAGGAGGAGAUGCAGAUUCAGAAGUUGUAGUGGAUGCAGUGUGCGCAGGACCUGCCUCCUCCAGCCCCACCGAAGCUGGAUCCUCGGGGGCCCCCAGCCCCGAAAGUGGGCCUUCAGCCAGGCACCCAGGUUCCCACUGGAGUUGAAGGCACAGGUAACAGGGACCUAGGGUUGGCUACUGUCCCCACGUGGAUCCUUUUCCUUCAAGACAGGGGCAUUGGUCUUUCAACCAAAACAGCCACCGAGGCGGGAGGUGGGGGCAUGGGGUCUCAGCUGCCCUUUGUCACUAUGGGCAAUGCCCUCACCAACGUGCGCUUGGUGGUCAGGAGGUGGACCGGGAGUCCCUCACCUUCCUUCCCUUCCUCCUGCUCUGUCUCAGCCUGUGUUCCCAGGAUGUCCAGCCCCAGGGCCCAGCCCUCCCGCCCAAAGCCACACAGGUCCCAGCGGCCCCCAGAGCCCAAGGCACCCAAGGAGAUUCCCCCUGAGGCUGUGAGGGAGUAUAUGGACAUCACAGAGGCGCUGGUGGGGCCCGUCCACUCAGCCACAGGCGAGUCAGAUGCAGAAGGUGGAGAGGACGGAAAUGAGCUGAAGCAGGAAGAGGACGGCACCUACUCGGACCCGGGCCUCUUGAGCUACAUUGACAAGCUGUGUUCCCAGGAGGACUUUGUCACCAAGGUGGAGGCAGUCAUUCACCCUCGAUUCCUGGCAGAAUUGCUUUCCCCAGACCCACAGCUGGAUCUCUUGGACCUAGUGGAGGAGCUGGAGCAGGAGGAAGGGCUCACUCCCGAAGAAGUGAGCCAGAGGAGGGAGAGGGACACUCAGGGAGCCAGGGGACCCCACAGGAGGGGGACUCCAGGUGAUCCAGGGGACAGGGGAACCCAGAUGUCCCAGGGGGGCCAGAGGAGGGAGGGAUCCCCGGGGUCAGUGAUGAAGCCUGCCCACCAGAGCUUGAUUGUGAGGCUCUUCAUAGGCUCAUGCAAACAGACACUGGCCUGUGCAGGCCCAAAGCCUUUGUUUCCUCUCGAGGACGUCAGGAGGUCUCUCCAUCCCCUCCCCAGGGUCAAAGGCACGCUGGCCCUCUACGGGGACCCAGGGAUGCGUCUAUGCUCAGAGAGGCCUCUCCUGUUCGGGAGGCCCGAGGGCCCAGGGACGGGUCCGGUGAGGACGAGGAGGAACUCCCCAGCCUGGCCUUCCUCUUCGGCUCUCUGCUGGGUGUCCCAGAGUCCUGCCCAUGCCUCAGGCCUGGCCUCCCCUGGAGGUUGGGGGGCCCAGAGUGCUCCCCAUGCCCCCUCCCCUCAGAGAAGAGGCCUCAGCCCAGCUCCACCAGCCGCUCCCAAGUUGAGGAAGCAGGCUCUGUUUGGACACCCAGCCACUGCUGAGAAGCUGCCCAUCCCCGGGGCUGGCCUCCGGGUGUCUGGGAGGCCAGGCUUGGCUCUGGGGCCGGCUCACCCCUCACAGCCAAGAAAGAGAAAGCGUGACCCAUGUGUCACAGAGAAGAGUAGGAAGAGGAGAAGAAGCACUGCAGCCAGUAGGGAACAGCUGGGCCGGCCCUCCAGGGCGGCUCCCAGGGGAGCCUAGGGGCUCCCUGUCAUCCCAGUGCUGAUCCUA
Messenger RNA from Orcinus orca (killer whale), 2541 nucleotides. Its product is annotated as NUT family member 2F. The record is from RefSeq and is a predicted model, not a curated record. The transcript has 7 exons. NCBI's taxonomy places the organism in Eukaryota, Metazoa, Chordata, Mammalia, Artiodactyla, Delphinidae.